AUGCCGGACUUGGAAGGCGUGUACAACCGCAAGUGCUAUCUCGAGUACUACGAUAUCAUCUGCAAGUUACUCUUCCGCGUCUGCGUGACGGUGACUGCGACUUCAGGCGUUGGUAUAACUACAUUCCAUUCAAAUUUCCACCAAAAGUUCCGUCAAGAUUAUCCAGAGGUGGCUGUCCUCGCCGCUUUUUACGAGGAGGAGAAGCUGACUAAAGCCAUUGUGACAAGUAAUGCUGAGGAGGUGACAAGUAAUGCCGAGGAGGUGACGAUACAGGAACACAAUCCACUCACAAACCAAGAGCGGGUUGACUCGAUCUUGAACGAGGCGCUGGUGACGGGUCAAAAGGUGUUUUUCCUGUGUGAAGGUUCGCCACCAGAUUUGAUACGUCAGGAUUGGCGGGGUCGUGUUCACCAGUCCGAAAAAAACAUGGCUCAAGAUCUUACUGAAGAUCGACUGCGCUUUGUACCUGCCAACUUGGACGUGCAGUGA
Molecule: messenger RNA, 489 nt
Organism: Phytophthora sojae
Lineage: Eukaryota; Oomycota; Peronosporomycetes; Peronosporales; Peronosporaceae
Exons: 2
Coding region: 1-489 (162 amino acids)
Source: RefSeq, a predicted model, not a curated record